AUGAGCUGCAGCACCAAGCAGACUGUUACUCUCUCUACCAAAGGGAGGAGUAGUGGUGGUAGCUAUGUGGUUGGAGGUGGUGGUGGAGGAAGGACCUCUUCAGUCUCUUCUGGAAGAUAUAGCUCUUGUGGGAUAGGCAGCAGUGGAGGCUUUUCAGGUAGGAGUUACAGUGGUGGAGCAAGUUGUGGAGCGGGACUGAGUGCUGGUAGCUUUUCUGGAGGUAGCUAUGGAGAUGUCUUAGCAGGAGGUCUCCCAGGAUAUGGCUAUGGAGGUUGUUCCAGCAUUGGGUUUGGUGGUGGCAGUACCCGCUGUGGAUAUGGAGGUGGCUUUGGUGGUGUAGUUGGAGGUGGCUUUGGUGGUGUAGUUGGUGGUGGCUUUGGUGGUGGCUUUGGUGGUGGUGGUAUUUGUGGAGAUGGCGCAUUUGUCACCUGUGAUGAAAAGCUGACUAUGCAGAACCUUAAUGACCGCCUGGCUUCUUACCUGGAGAAGGUGCGAUGCCUGGAGGAAGAAAACGCUGCCCUAGAGUGCAAAAUCAGGGAAUGGUAUGCCCAUCAUGGACACACCGGUGUACUAAAGGACUACAACCCCUACUAUAAGACAAUAGAAGAUCUUCAAAAUCAGAUUGUUUGCGCUACCCUAGACAACAACAAGAUCAUUCUGAACAUUGAUAACAGCAGGAUGGCAGCUGAUGACUUCAGACUGAAGUAUGAGACUGAGCUGGCCCUUCGCCAGAGUGUGGAGGCCGAUAUUAAUGGCUUACGCCAAGUUCUGGACGAACUGACCCUGUGCAGGUCUGACCUGGAGGCGCAGCUUGAGUGCCUGAAGGAGGAGCUGUGUUGUCUGAAGAAGAACCAUGAGGAGGAAAUCAAUUGUCUGAGAAACCAGACCACUGGUGAUGUCAGCGUGGAGGUCAAUUCCUGUCCUGGCCCAGAUCUGAAGAAAAUCCUAGAGGAGAUGAGAUGCCAGUAUGAAGCAAUGAUUGCGCAAAAUCGCAAAGAGGUUGAGGAUUGGUAUGAAUGCAAGAUUGAGGAGGUGAAUCGUGAGGUCAUCACAAGCAGUCAGGAGGUUGAGUCGUGCAACAGCCAGGUCUCUGAACUUAGACGUCAGUUGCAGUGCCUGGAGAUUGAUCUGCAAGCCCUUCUUAGCCAGAGGAACAACCUGGAAGCCUCUUUGGCUGAAACCGAAAGUCGCUACAACAGCCACCUGUGCCAGUUACAGCAACAGAUCACCUGUGUGGAGCAGCAACUGGCUGACCUGCGAGCAGAAAUUGAGUCCCAGAACCACGAGUACAAGGUCCUCCUGGAUGUCAAAUGUCGACUGGAGCAGGAGAUUCACACUUACCGCUGCCUGCUGGAAGGAGGACAGCGUGACAUUGUGGGCUCGGAAGGCGGGAUUGGCGUAGGAGGUGGAAUAGGAGGAGGAACGGUCAUUAAAACUUCCCACUGCUACUCUUCAUCUUCCCACUCUCUCCCCCAUGUCACAUCUUGCCACCCUGGUGAUCUAAAAGGACACGGCAGAAAGAUUUGUGACUAAGAAGAGAAACCCGGAAUCUUCCAGUGCAAGACCCAGCGAGCAAAGACCCACCCACGGACAAAGCGAGAGCUCAGCCAGCACAUUCACUGUGCACCUCCACAAAGAGCAUGGAGAAGAGCUCUUCAGAAUUACUCAACGCUUCUAAUGCCAACACUACUGUCCUAAGGGGCCCAUCUAAGCUUUGGUCCACCUUCCUGCCUAUCA
This is a messenger RNA of Mauremys mutica (yellowpond turtle), 1737 nucleotides long. RefSeq names its product keratin, type I cytoskeletal 19-like. The transcript has 8 exons. Bases 1 to 1533 code for a protein of 510 amino acids. Gene Ontology annotation, molecular function: structural molecule activity. Lineage: Eukaryota; Metazoa; Chordata; Testudines; Geoemydidae. The record is from RefSeq and is a predicted model, not a curated record.